AUGAAGAGAACAUCAUCUUAGUAGAGUAUAGAAGGAAGGAGGGAUUCAAAUCAUUUCGUAGGACUUGCAAGUGAGAACGAGAAACUUCAUAAAUAAAAUGAAUCCUUGAUGAAGGAAUUAAGUCUGAUUAAGAACGAUUUUGAGAGGAUGUCUUAAAAUGGUUAGAAGACAGUCAAGAAUGGACGCAGAAAGAGUUGUGAAAUCACAGGGGAAAUGGUCAAUUUACAAUAAAUUAAAUCUCUCGAAGAAGAACUACAAAAUACACAAUUGAGAUUCAACACAUUAAAGAAGGAAUUCUCUAUUAAAACUACUUAAUAUUAAAAUCAAUUAACAAAAUAGUCAAAUCUAAUUGCUUAGCUAUAAAAUGAAAAUGAGAUGUUGAAGAUUAAGGUUGAAAAUAAAGAAAAUUAAAAUUUGGAGUUUAAGUAUUAAGAGAAUUUUUUGGAAAAAUCAGGCAUCAAAAUAAUAAAUGAGAAUCAAAAGAUUAAAUAAUUAUCCGAAAGCAAUAUCAAAUUGACCAAAUUACUUGAAGACAGAUUGGUUUAAUUAGAAUAGUUAACUAAGACACUAAAUCUAAAGAAUUAAGAGCACAUGAAAGAAAUAGAAAAGUACGAAUCUCUAUUAAAGGAAAGGACUCAUCAUUCUUCUUUAUCUUAAGGAAAAAGCCUUGAAUCCUUGUAAAAAAGGAUAGAUAUUCUCGAAAAAGAUAAAAUUAGAUUAACUGGUGAACUAACUAAAACCAGAGAUUUAAAUUCCAAAGAGAAAUAAAUGUUAUUAAAAGAAAAGUAAAACAUAAAUUUAGAAAAGGAGAAGUUGCACUCAGAUAUGUCUAUUAUUUAGUAAUAAUUAACUGAUUAUUACAAUUAAUUAUAGUAAUGUGGAUAAUAACUUAAACAGAAGGAUGAGAGUAUUAAAUAGUUUCAAUAAUCUGAGAGUUAUUAAGGGUAUUAAAAUUAAUAGUAUGAAAACUAACAAUAAAAAUCAUUGAUCACUUAAUUACAAGUGCAGAUUGGAAAUCUUCAGCAAACCAAUAAAGCUCUCCAUGAAGAACUACUAUUUUUAAAGACUACUGCUCCUUUGAGCAAUAGAACAAAUUUGAAGACUUACUUUGGAGUAGACUCUCCAUUCAAAAAUAUAGCAGAUGAGUAAAAUAAGUAUAAUAUCACUUUAAAGACAAGAACGUAAAGUUCAUUAGAUUAGAGAGGUAGAUCUUAGGAGAAGUAUAAAAGGAUAGAAUGA
This is a messenger RNA of Paramecium tetraurelia, 1239 nucleotides long. RefSeq lists its product as uncharacterized. Lineage: Eukaryota; Ciliophora; Oligohymenophorea; Peniculida; Parameciidae. The transcript is spliced from 2 exons. The record is from RefSeq and is a predicted model, not a curated record.